AUGCCGUUCAUGAAGCCUCGGAUCCCCGUGUCGCCGUCUGCAUCAGCCCGUCGUCUGGACCUCAGCUUCCUCAAGUUGGUGACUUUCUGGAUGCUGCAAGCCGGCAACAUCAUCCAGAGCUUUGGGUAUUUCUUGCCGAGCACAUAUCUGCCCUCGUACUCGACGACGACAGUCGGACUGUCUCAGACAACAGGCACGAUGUUAGUUUCACUCUUUAAUGCGACCGCCGUGUUCGGCGGAAUCGCUCUUGGGGCACUCUGCGACCGCUUCGCUGUUACGAACAUCAUGCUUCUGUCCUCUGUAGGGUCUGCGUUGUCGGUACUUCUUUUCUGGGGUCUGGCCUCGUCAUCAGAUCCGGGUUCAUCCCGAGCAGCUGUCGCUUUGCUCACGCUUUUUUCUAUUUCCUAUGGCUUCUUUGCGGGUGGAUUUAGCUCCACUUGGUCUGGAAUCAUCACACAGAUCAAGAGUGACUCUUCCUCGUCCUUGGAGACUGGGCUAGUCUUUGGUCUCCUGGCCGGUGGACGAGGGAUUGGAAAUGUGAUCAGUGGGCCAUUGAGUACGGUGUUGCUGCGUCAGGGAUCUCUUAGUGUCUCCCACGGCCACAACAGUGGGACAGGGUACGGUACAGAGUAUGGAACCCUGAUUCUCUUCACUGGCAUCACGGCCUUUUUCGGGGCGUGGAGUUGGAUGUGGCGCUAUAUCAGCUCUGCCCUCCGCUUCGACUUGAACGCCGAAGCCACCGCUCCGAUUGACUCCCAAUUUCUUGCAUCUCAUCUCUCUCCCGGGCCGCUGCCCAUCCUCAUAAUAAUGGCUGCGGUUGACCCUACCAUCCAAGAUCCUCUCCUUUCGCUCCGGCGCGCCAUUGCGUCCGGCAACCUCCCGACGCCUACGACCUCGUCCGAGCUCACAGACCAGCCCGCCACCGACGACCUGGCCCAGGCCACACACUUGUACUUCCCUCAGCCCACACCCCAGGUGAUUCCCCUGACGACACCGACGCGAUUCGUGUCCGCAUCCACCGAGUCGGCCGUCGACCUGCGCAGCAUCUUCUUCGCAUGGCAGAAAAAAGAUGUCGCCAUCCCAGAAUACAUCGCCUCGGCGCAGGAGCUGAAUGAAGCGCUCAAGAAGAAGGGGCCGCAGGAGGCUGGCCGAGAGGAGCAGGUCCAGAAUCUCGUUUUUGUCGAGCGUCUCGAUCUCAUUACUUGGCUCGAGGGAGCUUCCGACGAGAGUGAAUACAUUAAGCCUCUCGAGGGUGCUGCUGCCGCUGCUGAGGCGGCGGCCGCCGCCGCCGGUGCCGCCCAAGCAGAUGCCUCGGCAGGCAUUGCCUCCGGUGCGACGGGGGGUAUUUCCUCAGUGCCCAGUGGUGCGCCUGGCGCGGCGCAGGCAGGGGCUCAGGCCGGUCGCGCUCAGAAGCCGAUUGACCCCAGGCUGCAGGAGAUUUACAAUGGGGAACGCAAGACGGGAGACCGGAAUACAGUACUUCGGGGGAUCAAGCCAACGGAUUUCUCGCAUGUCCGUAAAAGCGCUGAAUUAUUCCUCGACCGCAAUCGCACGCGCCCUGGUCAGCCAAGCGCCAGACCGGGCAGCAAGACCCAAGGCGCGGUGCCCGCGCCGUCUGCAGGGUUGCCGAUGCCCUCUUCCCGAAAAUCCAGCUCCCGCCUCGAACCGAUCAUCCUGCUCUCUCCAUCCGCAUCCUCUCUUAUCCGCAUGUCGAACGUCAAGUCCUUUCUUGAGGAUGGCGUGUUCGUGCCGCCUGACCACCCCACGUUGAGCAUGUCCACCGAGGCCAAUCUUGUCACUUUGUCCCGCCCGCUCCGCAUCAAGGCGGACCCGUCCAACCCAACGGAGAAUGCAAUCGGCUCCGGAAACCGGUCAAUCAAGCCCACAAGGUUCAUCCUUGUCGACGGCACCACCAACUUCAAGCCUGAGUACUGGCAGCGCAUCGUCGCCGUGUUCACCACCGGCCAAACCUGGCAAUUCAAGUCUUACAAGUGGUCCUCGCCUCCUGAGCUCUUCAAGCAUGCAACGGGUAUCUAUGUAGGCUGGCGGGGCGAACUGCCUCCUCCACAAGUGACGAGCUGGGGCCGUGGUGUUCAGAGCUUUGCCGUAGAGCGCUGGGACGAAAGGAAUGGGACGAAUGGCUUGGGUCGCUGGAGGGAUCGUGAGGUGGUUGAAGGUAUUUGGACGGUGAUUGAGGAGGGCAUGAGACUUCGCGGCUGGGGCUCGAAAUAA
Molecule: messenger RNA, 2232 nt
Organism: Penicillium alfredii
Lineage: Eukaryota; Fungi; Ascomycota; Eurotiomycetes; Eurotiales; Aspergillaceae
Product: general substrate transporter
Exons: 3
Coding region: 1-2232 (743 amino acids)
Biological process (GO): transcription elongation by RNA polymerase II; transmembrane transport; positive regulation of transcription elongation by RNA polymerase II
Cellular component (GO): Cdc73/Paf1 complex
Molecular function (GO): RNA polymerase II complex binding; transmembrane transporter activity
Source: RefSeq, a predicted model, not a curated record